GCGAUGGUGCUCGCAGAUCCACGCUACUUGACAGUGACGAGCCCUUGACAUAUUUCUACGAGGACGUCAAAACCUUAUACGAAAGUUUCCAGAGGGGCAUACACGUGUCAAAUAAUGGCCCUUGUUUAGGAUCUCGGAAGCCAGACCAACCCUAUGAGUGGCUUACAUACAACCAGGUUGCGGAAAUGGCAGAGUGUGUGGGCUCGGCGCUGAUCCACAAGGGCUUCAAGAUGUCCCCCAAUCAGUACAUUGGCAUCUUUGCUCAGAACAGACCUGAGUGGGUGAUCAUUGAACAGGGAUGCUUUGCUUAUUCAAUGGUGGUCGUCCCUCUGUAUGACACCCUUGGAGCCGAAGCAAUCACCUACGUAGUCAACAAAGCCGAACUCUCUCUGGUUUUUGUUGACAAGCCCGAGAAGGCCAACACGCUAUUAGAAGGUGUAGAAAAUAAGUUAACGCCAGGCCUCAAAAUCAUCGUUAUCAUGGACUCCUAUGGCACUGAUCUGUUGGAGCGAGGCAAGAAGUGUGGGGUGGAAAUCCUCAGCAUGAAGGCAAUGGAGGACCUGGGAAGAGCCAACAGACGAAAGCCCAAGCCUCCAACACCUGAAGAUCUUGCAGUAAUUUGUUUCACAAGUGGAACUACAGGCAACCCCAAAGGAGCAAUGAUCACUCAUCGAAAUAUAGUGAGUGAUUGUUCAGCUUUUGUGAAAAUGACACAGAAUACUGUCAAUCCUUCCCCAGAUGAUACUUUGAUCUCUUUCUUGCCUCUUGCCCAUAUGUUUGAGAGAGUUGUUGAGAAAAUACUUGGCCUGAAUGCCAGUGACACACACAUUUCGUUUUUACCACUUGCACACAUGUAUGAGCAAAUGAUGCAGUGUGUGAUGCUGUGUCAUGGAGCUAAAAUAGGAUUUUUCCAAGGAGAUAUCAGGCUGCUUAUGGAUGACCUCAAGGUACUUCAACCCACUAUCUUUCCUGUGGUGCCGAGACUUCUGAACCGGAUGUUCGACCGAGUAAGUUCCAAGUGCAGAAUUGUGGGACAGACUUUUCCCCUUCAGGUGUGUGUGAAAGGGCCAAAUGUAUUUCAAGGCUACUUGAAGGAUCCAGCAAAAACAGCGGAAGCUCUGGAUAAGGAUGGCUGGUUACACACAGGGGACAUUGGGAAAUGGUUACCAAAUGGUACCUUGAAGAUUAUCGACAGAAAAAAGCAUAUAUUUAAACUGGCACAAGGAGAAUACAUAGCACCUGAAAAGAUUGAAAAUAUCUACACGCGAAGUGAACCUGUUGCUCAGGUGUUUGUCUACGGAGAGAGCUUGCAGGCAUUUCUCAUAGGAAUUGUGGUGCCAGAUGUGGAGACAUUAUGUCACUGGGCCCGAAAGAGAGGGUUUGAAGGCUCCUUUGAAGAGCUGUGCAGAAACAAGGAUGUCAAAAAAGCUAUCCUAGAAGACAUGGUGAGACUUGGGAAGGAGUCUGGCCUCAAACCGUUUGAACAGGUCAAAGGCAUUACUCUCCACCCCGAAUUAUUCUCCAUCGACAACGGCCUUCUGACCCCAACAAUGAAAGCUAAAAGGCCAGAACUUCGGAAUUAUUUCAGGUCACAGAUAGAUGAACUUUAUUCCACUAUCAAAGUUUAAUGGGAGGAGGAAAGCUCAGAAGAAACCACACACCUCCACGAUCUUCUGAUGGCCUUCACGUUGGUAAUUUUGACUACAGCAAGCGUAGGGAAGGGACCGUCCAUGUUUGACUUGUGCAUUCUGGGUUCUUGUCGUAGGAAUAUUAGAGGAAAUGGAACACUGCCUUACAGUCACCUCGUGUUGUAGACCAUGUCUAUGGUGAUAUACAAUUUCCAAAAUGAGCCUUAAAAAUUGUAAAGGGGAAACUAUAAAUGUGCUAAGUUAUUUGCGACUUCCUCAGUUAAAAAGACAGGUGUGAAACUUCUGUCUCCCUGUUUUUCUAACCAAGGGAUUAGGACUUUGCUAUUUCUGAGAUGUCUGCUGCUUGCUGCAAAUUCUGCAGUUGUCUGCUGCUCUGAAGAGUACAUACAGUGCACUGGAGGAAAACUGUCCCUUAAGAACUGUCCUGGCUGGAGAAUGUCACAAGUGGACCAGAGGCGUUUGUUUUUGUUUUGUUUUUUUAAUCCCUGCCACCUUCCCUUCCCCAUUUCACAGGCACUCUUAAACCCUUCCGUUAAAGAGUUAUGAAAGUCCUGCUCUUCUCCACAUCCCCUAUUGUUCGUGUUGCAGAAGAAGGUUCCCAGGGAAGCAAAGGACAGACCAACUCAGAAGAGCAUAGAUAUUUUGAGUCUCAGAUGAAUGGCCGCUUGCCAGAGCAAAUGGAUUCUGGCGCCCACAGAGCAGCAUGCUCUCAGAUCCUCCUUUCCAGACCUGAUUCCUCCCUCCAUCCCUUCCCAGGGGUUAUGAAAAAAAUCUGCCUUAGACUACUGUAAAGACAAGCAUUUCAAGAAGGAAAUAAUUACCUAGAAAGACCAUGCUCAACUGUGACGCCUAAAUAACUGUCCACUUUAUCUUCACUGAACCAGUCACUCUUUGUGUGUGAUGGCCAACGGAUUUUUAAUGUGGUUUUAAUAUCAAAGGUUCAUGUUGUGAUUAACUGGCUUUUUUCCCCAUAAUAAACUCUCAGGCAAGGCAUGUCUUUAAAAAGAUUAAGGGAAUAGAUAGACUUGGGUACUUAUUGAAAUGGACAAUAAUAAACAAAUACUCUUCUAUCAUCAUGCUACCUGAUUUCUAAUGAAAUGUAUUUGACAAGCCAAAAUUCUAGGAUGUAGGAAUCUGGAAAACUCAUUUCCUGGGAUGAACUUCUCAAGGGACUUUUAUAAAAGUUAAUUUGGGAAAUUAGCAGCAUUUGACUUUACUGCAAGCCUUUGCCACAUGUGACUGAAUAAGUUGUCAUUUAUACAUUUAAAGCAAUUGUUUGUGGGUGUGUGAGAGUACAUGUAUUACACAAGCACAACAGGGUUUGCACUCAAGAAUUGUCAUUGUAGUAACAUAUCUGGUAGCCUAACUUCAUGUGUGUAUUCUUAAUUGCACAAAAGUCAAUAAUUUGUCACAUUGGGGUUUUGAAUGUUUGCUUUAAGUGUUGGCUAUUUCUAUGUUUUAUAAACCAAAACAGAAUUUCCAAAAACAAUGAAGGAAACCAAAAUAAAUAUUUCUGCAUUUCAA
This is a messenger RNA of Hipposideros armiger (great roundleaf bat), 3173 nucleotides long. It is a transcript of the gene ACSL1, whose product is annotated as acyl-CoA synthetase long chain family member 1. Gene Ontology annotation, molecular function: long-chain fatty acid-CoA ligase activity. Lineage: Eukaryota; Metazoa; Chordata; Mammalia; Chiroptera; Hipposideridae. Gene Ontology annotation, biological process: long-chain fatty acid metabolic process. The record is from RefSeq and is a predicted model, not a curated record. The transcript has 16 exons. Gene Ontology annotation, cellular component: endoplasmic reticulum; membrane. Bases 186 to 1628 code for a protein of 480 amino acids.